This is a messenger RNA of Rangifer tarandus platyrhynchus (Svalbard reindeer), 2067 nucleotides long. Lineage: Eukaryota; Metazoa; Chordata; Mammalia; Artiodactyla; Cervidae. The record is from the annotation of a GenBank genome assembly.
AUGCUGGCCGCUCGCCCACCCAACUGGGGGCCCCAUCGCGCUCCAGCCCCCCGUGGGCGCGCCAGCCCUGACCCGGGUCUCAGCGGCGGUGGCAGCCGAGGUGCAGGAUGCGAGAAGGCGCCCCCCGGCCGGGCUCCCGCUCCAGGCCUCGCUCCCCUGCGGCCCUCUGAGCCCACCAUGGCUGUCCCACCAGGCCAUGGUCCCUUCUCUGGCUUCCCGGGGCCCCAGGAGCACACGCAGGUGCUGCCGGAAGUACGGCUCCUGCCACGGAGGCUGCCCCUGGCCUUCCGAGACGCGACCUCGGCCCCGCUGCGUAAGCUCUCCGUGGACCUCAUCAAGACCUACAAGCACAUCAAUGAGGUGUACUAUGCGAAGAAGAAGCGGCGGGCCCAGCAGGCGCCACCUCAGGACUCGAGCACCAAGAAGGAGAAAAAGGUCCUGAACCACGGUUAUGACGAUGACAACCACGACUACAUCGUGCGCAGCGGCGAGCGCUGGCUGGAGCGCUAUGAGAUUGACUCGCUCAUUGGCAAAGGCUCCUUUGGCCAGGUGGUGAAGGCCUAUGACCAUCAGACCCAGGAGCUGGUGGCCAUUAAGAUCAUCAAGAACAAGAAAGCCUUCCUGAACCAGGCCCAGAUUGAGCUGCGGCUGCUGGAGCUGAUGAACCAGCAUGACACAGAGAUGAAGUACUACAUAGUGCACCUGAAGCGGCACUUCAUGUUCCGGAACCACCUGUGCCUGGUGUUCGAGCUGCUCUCCUACAACCUGUACGACCUCCUGCGCAACACGCACUUCCGCGGCGUCUCGCUCAACCUGACGCGGAAGCUGGCGCAGCAGCUCUGCACGGCGCUGCUCUUCCUGGCCACGCCCGAGCUCAGCAUCAUUCACUGCGACCUCAAGCCCGAGAACAUCCUGCUCUGCAACCCCAAGCGCAGUGCCAUCAAGAUCGUGGACUUCGGCAGCUCCUGCCAGCUCGGCCAGCGGAUCUACCAGUACAUCCAGAGCCGUUUCUACCGUUCGCCCGAGGUGCUCCUGGGCACUCCCUACGACCUGGCCAUUGACAUGUGGUCCCUGGGCUGCAUCCUGGUGGAGAUGCACACUGGAGAGCCCCUCUUCAGUGGCUCCAAUGAGGUGGACCAGAUGAACCGGAUCGUGGAGGUGCUGGGCAUCCCACCAGCCCCCAUGCUGGACCAGGCGCCCAAGGCUCGAAAGUACUUCGAGCGGCUGCCUGGGGGAGGCUGGACCCUACGAAGGACAAAGGAACUCAGGAAGGAUUACCAGGGCCCCGGGACACGGCGGCUGCAGGAGGUGCUGGGCGUGCAGACGGGCGGGCCCGGGGGCCGGCGGGCGGGGGAGCCGGGCCACAGCCCCGCCGACUACCUCCGCUUCCAGGACCUGGUGCUGCGCAUGCUGGAGUAUGAGCCCGCCGCCCGCAUCAGCCCGCUGGGGGCGCUGCAGCACGGCUUCUUCCGCCGCACGGCUGAUGAGGCCACCAACACGGGCCCGGCGGGCAGCAGUGCCUCCACCUCGCCCGCACCCCUCGACACCUGCCCCUCCUCCAGCACCGCCAGCUCCAUCUCCAGCUCCGGAGGCUCCAGUGGCUCCUCCAGUGACAACAGGACCUACCGCUAUAGCAACCGAUAUUGUGGGGGCCCUGGGCCCCCCAUCACUGACUGUGAGAUGAAUAGCCCCCAGGUCCCGCCCUCCCAGCCGCUGCGCCCCUGGGCCGGGGGGGAUGUGCCCCACAAGACACAUCAGGCCCCUGCCUCUGCCUCGUCACUGCCGGGGGCUGGAGCCCAGUUACCCCCCCAACCCCGAUGCCUUGGUCGUCCCCCAUCACCAACCUCACCACCACCCCCGGAGCUGAUGGAUGUGAGCCUGGUGGGCGGGCCCCCAGACUGCUCCCCACCUCACCCGGCACCCGCCCCCCAGCACCCGGCUGCCUCAGCCCUCCGGACUCGGAUGACGGGGGGCCGUCCACCCCUCCCACCCCCCGAUGACCCUGCCACCCUGGGGCCUCGCUUGGGCCUCCGUGGUGUACCCCAGAGCACGGCAGCCAGCUCAUGA